AUUGGAAAUCCAGCCCUAUUGCAAGCAAUUUGCAAAACUCCGCUAGAAUUUUAAUUUACACAAUCCCCACCACAAAGUUCCGCUUUCUCCAGCACCAUGGCAACGACGAUGUUCGCGCGAGUCACUUUUUACCCUACACUUUUAUAUAAUGUGGUGAUGGAGAAGGUGACCAGCAGACGAUGGUACGACAGGAUUGAUGACAAUGUGAUACUCGGGGCUCUGCCAUUCCAAGGAAUGACUAAACAGCUGAUUGAGGAGGAGAAUAUAAAGGGUGUUGUGUCGAUGAAUGAAACAUAUGAGCUCAAGAUAUUCUCUAAUGAUGGUGAGAAAUGGCGUCAACACGGCGUGGAGUUCCUGCAGCUGGCGACGACGGACAUAUUCGAGGCCCCGGACCAGGACAAACUGUAUGAAGGAGUGCGCUUCAUCAAUAGGUUCCUACCUCUCGGCGGCAAGCUGCGGUCGGUGCCGCUGGACGAGGGGCAGGGGCGGGUGGAGCAGGGCACGGUGUACGUGCACUGCAAGGCCGGCCGCACGCGCAGCGCCACGCUCGUCGGCUGCUACCUCAUGCUGAAAAACGGGUGGAGUCCAAACGAAGCCGUGGAGUACAUGCGGUCACGGCGGCCGCACAUAUUGCUGCACACCAAGCAGUGGCAGGCGCUCGACAUCUUCCACAGGAAUCACGUGCACACGUGAUCACAAUGAGACGGUAAAAAGUACCACCUAAACCUUAUUGCCGAGGUCAUAAUGUCGAAUAUGAUUUGUAGAUAAACUGGACUGCUGAGGUGUUCCACCUUUUAUCGUAUUGGAAAUAAUGUGGUAUGUGUCGUGCACAGCUUUAAUUUCGCUUUGCGAAAAUGGAGGGAGCAAUUGGGGAUGGAAUAUAAGAGUGUACACCAAUAACGUAGAAUAGCCCAAUGACGUGACACCGACUGAUCGCAAUCUACCAAUAACGAUCCGUCUGAUCAAUGAUCUAACAUCCCACCAAAGAGACCUAAAAAUCAAACAAUAUAGGUACCAUCGAGGAAAUUGAUUCCUAGGCA
Molecule: messenger RNA, 1040 nt
Organism: Aricia agestis (brown argus)
Lineage: Eukaryota; Metazoa; Arthropoda; Insecta; Lepidoptera; Lycaenidae
Gene: PTPMT1
Product: phosphatidylglycerophosphatase and protein-tyrosine phosphatase 1
Exons: 6
Coding region: 97-693 (198 amino acids)
Biological process (GO): protein dephosphorylation
Molecular function (GO): phosphatidylinositol-4,5-bisphosphate 5-phosphatase activity; phosphatidylglycerophosphatase activity; protein tyrosine/serine/threonine phosphatase activity
Source: RefSeq, a predicted model, not a curated record